This is a messenger RNA of Exophiala dermatitidis NIH/UT8656, 2287 nucleotides long. RefSeq names its product phosphatidylinositol glycan, class W. Gene Ontology annotation, cellular component: endoplasmic reticulum; membrane. The record is from RefSeq and is a predicted model, not a curated record. Lineage: Eukaryota; Fungi; Ascomycota; Eurotiomycetes; Chaetothyriales; Herpotrichiellaceae. Bases 233 to 2059 code for a protein of 608 amino acids. Gene Ontology annotation, biological process: GPI anchor biosynthetic process; protein localization to plasma membrane. The transcript is spliced from 2 exons. Gene Ontology annotation, molecular function: glucosaminyl-phosphatidylinositol O-acyltransferase activity.
GCCCGAUUAAGAUUCCCGCGCCACAAGUGGACAAGUUGCCAACUUGACCUUUUCAACCAGUAAAUAAUACCUACCUUAAGUACCUACAACAUUGUAACAAUACUACCUUACGACUUCAGCCAUACCAGUCCAGUCCAUCAAUUGUUGAAUCCGCAACAACAGCCACUGUCCUUUCUAUACUAUCUUCCAUCGGACUUCGAGAUCGAUAUGAUAUGAAGACAGUCUCGUCAUCAUGGCAGACUCUUCCGCCAUCUACAAGGCCCGCAAGGAGGCCUUUGUGUCGAACCUGUCAGGCAGCUCCCUGACCGAAAUCAACCUCGUCACACUUGUUGCAGGAUCAGCAGUCCUUCUCUGGACAGCUCUACAAAAGACCCAAUCCUUCUUUACGCCAUACACGCCCAUUGCGGCGGCGGCAGAUUUUCUGCUCAAUGUGUGCGCCAUCCUGUUUGCAAUCACGAUAUAUGCGUCUGCGCCGCUAGUGUUGAACAUAUUUUUGAUCUCACCGGCGAUUGUUGUAAUCUUGUUCAACCGCGCGACGACCCCAAAGCCGAAACCAAAGUCAAAAGCGAGAUCGAAAGCAACCUCAACCUCGAAAUCACAACCCAAACCCGAGCUCAAUUCCUCCGCCAGUGCAUCUCGAUCUUCAAAUGUCACAGUCGACAGCUCCCGCUCCCGUCGGUCGGUGUCUCUUCCCGUCCGUCCAUUCCUCACACACUACCGCGGAUCCAUGCUGGUGGUUACAUGUCUGGCGAUCCUGGCCGUCGACUUUCCCAUCUUCCCACGCCGCUUCGCCAAGGUCGAAACCUGGGGAACAUCACUAAUGGACCUGGGAGUGGGAUCGUUCGUUUUUUCCGCUGGAGUGGUUUCUGCGAGGGCGUUAGUCAAAGCCGAAGAACAAUCCUCCCAGUCCUCCACUCCCGACGCCGCCUUCAUCAGCCGCCUUUCCAAAUCCAUCCGCCACUCUUUACCUUUGUUCCUUCUCGGCCUCCUCCGCCUCUGGAGCGUCAAAGGUCUCGACUACGCCGAACACGUGACCGAGUACGGAGUCCACUGGAACUUUUUCUUUACCUUGUGUUUCCUCGCCCCGUUCGUCGAGAUUUUCGAUCUCGUCGCCCGCAAGCUGCCAGUCUUCGGUGGUGGUCAAGGCCAAUACCGCUACGACAGUCUGGCUGUGUUGCUGGCAGUCGUGUAUGAGGUCCUGUUGGAUAAGACCGAGUUGUUGAAAUAUAUCAUCUCGGCGCCGCGAGGGCCGGAUUUCCUAUCCAUGAACCGAGAGGGCGUCUUUUCUUUUGUUGGCUAUCUUGCUAUCUUUUUGUGCGGUCGCGGCACGGGGAUGAGGGUCGUUAGGUUUCGAGGCGAGGAAGCAGCGGCAGCUCUUGCUGACGCUGACGGUGCUGCUGGAGCUGGAGCUGCUGGGCCUAGUGGUGGUGGUGGCGGUGGUGGUGGUGGUGGUGGUCAUGAUGGCAAGAAUGCAAAGCACGAACAAGUCACCGACCAAGUCCAAUUAACCCGACUCGAACGUCGCGUCGUUCUAAAAGACCUACUGGUCCAAUCAGUCAUCUACUCCGCCCUUUAUUACCUGUCGACGGAUUUUCUCUUCUUCAACCUCAACGUGUCGCGUCGGCUGGCGAAUCUGCCGUAUGUGCUGUGGGUGGCGGCGUUUAAUAAUGCCCAGAUCUUUGGGUUUGGGUUGAUUGAGGCUUGUGGUGUGGAGUUUGGGUAUGGCGGUGGUGGAGGUGGAGGGCCGACGACUGGCCUUCACCGGGGUGGUCGGGCGGCUGGUCAGGAUGUUGUCCGAGGAGGAAAAGAAGAAGAAACAGAAGAAGGUGAAGGUGAUGAUGUUCAAGAUCAAACGACUUCUCGCAUCCUCCGCGCCUUCAACAAUAACGGCCUCUUGGUCUUUCUGGUCGCAAACCUCUUGACCGGACUCGUCAAUUUGACGUUGAACACGCUCGAUACGCCGCCCACACAUGCGAUGGCGGUGAUGCUUGCUUAUGCGGGGGCCGUGACGGCGGUGGCGAUGGGGUUGGAAGUUUCGGGGGUUAAGAUCCGGGUAUAAUUGACUUGGAAUCCUACGGUGGGGGGAAGGGGGAUAGAUUCUACUUCAGCAUAUUAUCCCUGACGGUGACUGAACCGACAAGGACAGAUAGAAGAGACAGGAUUGUACCGAGUACUGAGCUACAGUCUCGUAGUCUUAUACUAUACUGACUGCAUGGUAGCAUACUAAGGUAUGCUAUGGUACUUGAAUACUACUUCUAGUAUCAGUAUGGCACCAUCUUAAUCCUCC